This is a messenger RNA of Bacillus rossius redtenbacheri, 2928 nucleotides long. RefSeq names its product sodium-coupled monocarboxylate transporter 1-like. Gene Ontology annotation, cellular component: membrane. Gene Ontology annotation, biological process: sodium ion transport; transmembrane transport. The record is from RefSeq and is a predicted model, not a curated record. Gene Ontology annotation, molecular function: symporter activity. The coding region runs from base 203 to 1942 and encodes 579 amino acids. The transcript has 13 exons. Lineage: Eukaryota; Metazoa; Arthropoda; Insecta; Phasmatodea; Bacillidae.
GUUUUUAUUUUAAACAUAAAUGUGUAUGGUUCUACUUUCUCUUAAACUAAGCGAUGAGUAACAACGUUAAAAUUUUAGAUUUAUAUUAAAAUUAACAUGGGCUGGAAUUACGAUAACCGUCCAGAUAACAGUUUUCCAAAUUUCUUCCCAAGAAUCACUGCUAUUAAGAGCAAAGAGUUCGGGUAGUAUCCACCAAUGCGUCAUGACUAACUCCACUGGCACUCCAUCCCCCUACUUUGGAUGGGCGGACUACAGUGCCUUCGGUCUGAUGGUGGCAUUAUCCACAGUAGUAGGUGGUCUCAUUGGCGUGUGUGGUAAGCAGGACACCAAAGCCGACUACCUCCUGGGUGGCCGAUCCAUGAAGGUGUUUCCCAUUGCCGUCUCGCUUGUGUUCAGUCAGCUAUCUGGAAUUGCGCUGAUCGGAGUACCGACUGAGGUGUACACUCAUGGGACGCAGUACUAUGCUAUUUCGUUCAGUUUGGUGAUAGCUAGUCUAAUAAACAACUACCUGUUCCUGCCUGUUUUCUUCGACCUGAAGCUCACAUCUACUUACGAGUAUUUGGAGUUGCGCUUCAACCAGAAAAUACGCUUUCUUAUGUCUCUACUUUUUGACAUAUCAAUUUUUCUAUACAUCCCGAUUGUCCUUUACGUACCAGCAUUAACUUUUAAUCACGUGUCUGGAAUAGAUGUACAUCUCGUGACAUACAUUGUUUCAAUAACAUGUAUAUUCUACACAAUGCUGGGUGGACUAAAGGCAGUCGUGUGGACUGAUUUCCUGCAGUCGUUUGUCACGGUUGGAUCAAGCCUUAUCGUUAUUGCCAUCGGAGUGGCGCACGUAGGAGGAAUUGGCGAAGUGUUCAGUAGAAGCUACGAAGGACAGCGCCUGGAAUUGUUCAACCUUGAUCCAAGCCCUUUGGCCCGGAACACAUUCUGGACUGUGACCUUGGGGAUGACCUUCGCCUGGCUUUCUUCAAUGGCGGCGAGCCAGGGAAUGGUGCAGAAAGUCAUUGCGCUGCCCGACAUUACCAGCGCUAGGAAGUCGAUUUGGUGGUUUUGUGUAGGGAAUAUUUUCAUGAAAUCGGUAAUGGUGAUGGUUGGACUGACAAUUUACUCUACAUACUACGAAUGCGACCCAAUUAAAUCAAAGAAAGUCAACAAACCCGAUAAUGUUGUGCCAUACUUCGUGAUGGACACCGCGGGCUCCAUUCCUGGUCUGCCCGGCUUCUUCAUCGCCGGCAUCUUCAGCGCCGCUCUCAGCACCAUGUCGAGCGACCUGAACUGCCUCUCCGCGACCCUGUACGAGGACGUGCUCCUCCCGUGCGCCGGCAAGAAGAGGGAUCUGGAGGAGAGAGCUCACGUCAUCCUCAAGACAAUAGUGGUGGUGUUCGGCUUGCUGUGCACCCUGAUGGUGUACGUGGUUGAGAACUUGGGCACAAUAUUUGAUCUCUCCAUGUCCGUCAGUGGAAUUACAACUGGAGCAUUUUUAGGCGUGUACUGCUUAGGAAUGAUGUGUCCUUGGGCGAAUGCAAAGGGUGCGCUGGCCGGGACGACCGCCAGCAUCGUCCUCAUGAGCUGGAUAGUGCUCGGUGCGGAGAGAGCCGUGGCCGAGGGUUCGCUCACGUACCCGCAGCUGCCGCUGUCCACGCAGGGGUGCGCCGGCCACAACGGGACCGCGCUCGUCUCCUUCGUGGAGAGCGCGCAGAGCGGCUCUGCCACCACGGAGGGAGUGUUCUUCCUGUACAGACUGUCGUACAUGCUGUACAGCGUGGUGGGCGCAUUGGCCGUGCUGGUGGUGGGGCUGGUGGUCAGCUGGGCCACGGGCCUUACCGACCCGCGCGGUGUGGACCCGCGCCUGGUGGUGCCCUUCAUGCGGGGGUUCACCGGCCCUGUGGCGCGCCCUCGCGAGGAGGAGCUGCUCUGCCACAGCCUCUCCACCUGCUAGCGCCACCCUCCACUGUGCCCUGGGUCCUGGUGGUGCCCUUCACGCGGGGGUUCACCGGCCCUGUGGCGUGCCCUCACGAGCAGGAGCAGCUCAGCCACAGCCUCUCCACCUGCUAGCGCCACCCUCCUCUGUGCCCUGGGUCCUGAGAUGGUCGUGCCUGUUCGUCUGGUUCCAAAUGCUUGACGCAGCUCUCAUACUUAAACGGGCAGCUUUGAUAGGCAUAUUGCGAAGCUAAUUUAUUUCUGAAGGAACAAUAACAUGACUUUAAUACAAAAACAUAAAUACAGAAAAAGAAUUUUACCUUAUUUAUUUAUAGUAUCUGUGUUAUGUGUCAUUAAAUUGUAAUAUGAUAGGCCUAAAUUGUUUUUAUUCGUUCAACAAUUGGUUCUGCAUCAACCUUUUUGGUACCGAUUAAUGAUGUAGAGGUUUUUAAAUGAUUUUUUUUAAUAGUUUAACCUAGCAGCCUUAAAAUAUAAGUUAAAAAUGAAAACUUAUUCAAAUCUCUUAUGUAUGUUUUAGUUUCUUCUUUGGAUUUUUUUUUAAAUAUCUGCACCUAACUCACUAGCGAGAGUUAUAUUAUAUUGGGAGCAAGUCGGCACCAAUAUAAUUCAAACCCACUGCUUUCGUCGUCGGUGUAAAAUUUUUAUCAAUAAUUUUUACAAGUUUUUAGGCCUAAUGUGUUUUCUCGGAAUUUAAAAUUGGAUAAAAUCCCAUUCUGGUUGUUUUUUCGUGUAAUUAUGAUCUCAUAUUUGUUGUCUGUUCUGAAGGUUUUUCUGUGACAUACAGUGUAAAAUAGUAAUGGUGUGUGCUCAUAUUUUUUUAAAAUUAAUUAUUUCUUUUGCAAGGAAACUUCAAAGAAUGUAUGCUAUUUACGUUUUCCUUUUGUAAUAAAUUAAAAGAUGUAUAAAGAUAUUAAUUUGUAACCUAAUGAAUAAUUUAGACGAUAUCUUGCAGACUGCUAUACAUUAUUAAAACGCUUCACAUUA